Molecule: messenger RNA, 583 nt
Organism: Dryobates pubescens (Downy woodpecker)
Lineage: Eukaryota; Metazoa; Chordata; Aves; Piciformes; Picidae
Gene: UTS2B
Product: urotensin 2B
Exons: 5
Coding region: 2-385 (127 amino acids)
Biological process (GO): blood vessel diameter maintenance; regulation of blood pressure
Cellular component (GO): extracellular region
Molecular function (GO): hormone activity
Source: RefSeq, a predicted model, not a curated record
AAUGCUUCUGGGCGGUGGGAACGUGGAGAAGAUGUGGUCUCUCCAGCUCCUCCUUGCAGUGCUGACCAUCUUGACCAUGACUCUCUACAUCCCACCUGCACAUGGAGAGCCUUUUUUACUCCAAGAGAACCGAGUGCUUCCAGAGAGGGAAGACACAAAUCAUGAGGACGCUCUGCUGACUCUGCUUCUGAACAAGAAACUUGCCUGGCGGAGGCCGGAAAACAUCGACUGGGAGCUGGCAAAGAAAUUUGAAGAGCUUGAACAGCUGGAGAAACUGAAGGAUCAGCUCUCAGCUGAGGAGGGGUCAGAGGUAGCUUAUGCCUUGGAAAGCCUCUCAGCAUCCCAGCCCAGAAAACGAGCCUGCUUUUGGAAAUACUGCAUCUGAAGGCUGGCCAGGACUGGAGGCUGAAGAUGAGCCCUUCCCCACCACUGCCUUGCUGAGUAUUAAUGUGUUCAGAGUUUGUUCUGUUCUCUCCUCAUGCUGCUACCUUGGAUGCCACCCUCUGGGACCGCCUCACAGCCAGGUCUAACAAGGACUGUGACAGGGGCUGGUAGCCCUCUGCCACCCUCCACCAUCCCUUCC